Messenger RNA from Bacillus rossius redtenbacheri, 1088 nucleotides. RefSeq names its product coiled-coil domain-containing protein 115-like. The coding region runs from base 441 to 923 and encodes 160 amino acids. The record is from RefSeq and is a predicted model, not a curated record. The transcript is spliced from 2 exons. Lineage: Eukaryota; Metazoa; Arthropoda; Insecta; Phasmatodea; Bacillidae. Gene Ontology annotation, biological process: vacuolar proton-transporting V-type ATPase complex assembly.
ACGUCAUUUGAGAGAAUGGAGCUUCGUGCAAAACACGCAUAUUGCAAUAAAACAAUGAGAAAUAGUAAUAUAAUUAAUAAAAUAAACUGUAAAUUAUAAUGAUAAUAGGUUUAUAAAUAUUUGUUUAGACUCAGUAAAAUAAAGAUAGCGAAAAUUUUUGUUUGCAAGGUUACUACACUAUGUUAACUAACAAAAAUACCAUUAAAAAAAUGUAUGAAUGAGUGAAAUAUUAUUUUGAAUCAGCGCGAUACAAAAUGCAAUACUAUUUGGCGUUAGUGUUUACUAGUCCAGCUAGUGUUAUUUUUUAAGUACGAAUUUACAGCUCUUCAUCGAAAGAUCAGUACACUUGAUGCGUAUUGUCUGUAGUUACGUAAAUCGAAUGUGUUCAUAACUUUGCACUCUUUUACUGCCUUGUGGAUGUACUGCACAGUUGAAGAAAGAUGGACGCGGUGUGCCGACAACUGGACGUGCUGGCGGUGGAAGUACUGGAGCUGAUGCAGGAGCAGCUGCGAGUGAAGGCCCAGCUGUCGGAAGCCAUGAAGGAUGGCUGCCUGAACCUGGCCAAGGCCCGCUACAUCUCGGGCAACACGAGCAUCUCCACGCUGCAGCUGCCGUGCGGGGAGCAGGACGUGAGCGCGCAGGCGAAGGUGUCGCUGCAGGACGGGCAGCUGCAGCUGGUCAGGACCGUGCCGGCCGACAUCGGGCAGCUCGACGGAGGGGCGGAGGAGGUGGAGAGGGCGGUGGAUCCACUGCAGUGGUUCGGAGUGCUGGUGCCUCGCAACCUGCGCCAAGCCCAGAGCAGCUUCCGCGGUGCCUUGGAGUGGGCCGUGGAUGCGGCCAACGUGCAGCUCCGGUUGCAUCGAUGCCAGGACCAGUAUCAGCAGCUAUUGAAGGUCAAGUUGGAACUUGCAUCAGCCCAGUAGCUGGAGCACGAGACAGUGCGUUCAGCAAUGAUUCUUAUAGUUCUUUCCCGUACUGAAACAGAACUCACAUUAGUCUGUGAAUAUUGUGUAGGCAUUCAGAAGUUCUCUGUAUGAAGUGCUUCAUUUAUUUUUUGAAUGUUAUUUAAAUCCUUUUUAUUGUUAAAA